This is a messenger RNA of Entrophospora sp. SA101, 198 nucleotides long. NCBI's taxonomy places the organism in Eukaryota, Fungi, Glomeromycota, Glomeromycetes, Entrophosporales, Entrophosporaceae. The record is from the annotation of a GenBank genome assembly.
AUGAACACCAGGUCCAAUUCGUUGUUCGUCGAGACCAGUAAUGAACAUGUAGACAAAGUCACUGACGAUGAUGAACAAUUAACUGUUGGUUGUGAAAAAACCAGUACCAAUGAUGAAGUUGAUGAAGACAAUCCAACAAGUAGUAUUGUGUAUGUUCACGUCUCCGAUGUUAAAAGUGAUAAGAAAAAAUAUUUGUAA